Messenger RNA from Zophobas morio, 3161 nucleotides. Its product is annotated as cytochrome P450 6a2-like. Lineage: Eukaryota; Metazoa; Arthropoda; Insecta; Coleoptera; Tenebrionidae. Gene Ontology annotation, molecular function: heme binding; monooxygenase activity; oxidoreductase activity, acting on paired donors, with incorporation or reduction of molecular oxygen. The transcript is spliced from 8 exons. The coding region runs from base 204 to 3161 and encodes 985 amino acids. The record is from RefSeq and is a predicted model, not a curated record.
UUUCUCAAUCAUAAAAAAUCAGACGUUCGCUGUUAUCUGUUCAAGUUCUUUACAAAAAACACGAUAUUUUUAUUUGGACCAGUAUGAGUAAUGUAAUCAAAUAUCGGACGAUGAACUAAGUACGAUGAUAAUCCAUUUUACCAUAAUAUAAAUCUCGCCUACGUCCCACAAGAAAUACAAUUCUAAGUCCGUCGGAAGAGAAAAUGAUCUUUGACUCGAUUCUUGGAAAUCUUGUUGGCAUCUGCGUGACGCUGGUGACCAUAGUCAUAGCUUACUAUAAGUGGACGUACCAGUACUGGAAGAGAAAAAACCUACCGUAUUUAGAACCAAGUAUACCGUACGGUAACUUUGUUAGUCCCUUAAAACGCAAAGAAAACUUAGGCCUACGAUUCCAAGACUACUACGAUUGUAUGAAAAGUAAAGGAUGGAAACACGGUGGAUUGUUUACAGGUCUAACACCUAUGUACUUAGUGAUAGACUUAGACUACGUGAAAAACAUAAUGACGAAAGAUUUCCAACACUUUGUCGAUCGUGGAGUCUAUCACAACGAAAAAGAUGAUCCUCUAAGUGCACACUUAUUUGCCAUUGGGGGUCAAAAAUCGAGAAAUUUAAGAACAAAAUUAACACCUACGUUUACGUCUGGGAAGAUGAAGACUAUGUUCCAAACGCUGGUAGACUGCAUACCUAAUUUCACAGAGAAAAUUGAAUCCGAUCGUGUGACCCAAACGCCAAUUGAUAUUAAAGAAGCCCUUGGAUGUUUUACUACAGACAUCAUCGGUUCCUGUGCUUUUGGACUAGAAUGUAAUACGUUCAAAGAAGAAAACUCACCGUUUAGGGAAUAUGGACGCAAGGUUUUCACGUCGACUAGGUUUAGAAUGGUAAAGUCACUUUUAGUGAGAAAUUUUCCCAACGGAGCGAAAAAGUUAGGAGUAAAGGCAGUUCCUCCGGACGUUUCAAAUUUCUUUAUGAAAGUCGUGAACGACACGAUCGCCUAUAGAGAAAAAAACAACUUUUCCCGUAAGGACUUCAUGCAGCUGUUAAUCGACCUCAAGAACAACAAACUGGUGCCUGAAAAUGGUUAUAAAUACGAUGGCAAUAGUUUGACGACUGAAGAAAUUGCUGCACAAUGCUUCGUUUUUUUCCUCGCUGGAUUUGAAACGUCAUCCACGACCAUGACUUUUGCGCUUUACGAACUUUCCAACAAUCACAAGAUUCAAGAUAAAGUCAGAGACGAAAUUAAUACGGUUUUGGGAAAGCACGAUGGUAAGAUCACUUACGAGGCAAUACAAGAAAUGAAGUACAUGGAUCUCGUGAUCAAUGAGACCUUAAGGAAGUACCCACCGCUGCCUAUACUUACCAGGAAGUGUGUGAAAGAUUAUAAAGUUCCAGAUGAAGAUAUUAUUAUAGAAAAAGGCACUGAUAUUGUUAUACCAGUUUUGGCAAUUCAUAAAGAUGAAGAUUAUUAUCCGGAUCCGGAAAAAUUUGACCCGGAAAGGUUUACUGAAGAGAAUAAAAGCAAGAGGCACAACUAUGCUCAUAUUCCGUUUGGUGAAGGACCUAGAAAUUGCAUAGGAGCUCGUUUUGGUCUAAUGCAGUCAAAAGUAGGUUUGACCUCUUUGCUGAGAAGUUACAAAUUUAACGUCAACAAGAAAACAAUGGAACCCCUAAAGAUGAAAGCGAACUCUUUUGUUCUAGCGACGGAAGGAGAAAUAUGGUUGGAUGCAGAGAAAAAAGAGAUCAUACGUGUUCCGAGUCCACACUCCACACAGGACCCGCGAACUCCAGAACAGGUCGAUAACUUGUCUUUAUGCGCUCGCCGCUCGGCCGUCGAUGAGUCACCGUUCAUAGACACACAUACUAGGAAAACUCAUAGGCGUCGCACCGGGGAGGUUAUGGGUUUAUUUCGUAACACUGCCCCCUCCUUAGUUCUGAUCGUCCUGAUCAGAAACGUCAACGGCGCUGCUGUUGUAUUUCAUGAGGCGUAUGGGGACCUUCCCAGUCUGAUGACAACUUCGGACAACGACCAUUCCGUCUUCGGGGGUUAUAAAGCCAUACCAAAUCUCCCGCCUGGAACCCUACUGAGUUGUUCCGAAGGUCGUAACGUGUCUUCAUUCUACCAGUCGUCACUCUAUCCUGGUAGUGCAGCAUUUCGUAAACGCUCGGCAGCUUCUCCUAUCGGUCGCAUAAAAGAAAUAGUAAGUCGUUUUACAAUGAAUAUCAUCGGUUCUUGUGCUUUCGGAUUGGACUGUAACACUUUUAUAGAAGAAAGCUCACCUUUCAGAAAAUACGGCCAAAAGUUCUUUGCUUUAGAUAAGUAUAGAAUGAUGAUAAGAUUAUUUAUGUUAGUUUUUCCUAACGCGUGUAAUAAAAUGGGAGUUAUGAUCAGACCUCCUGAUGUUUCAGAUUUUUUCCUCAAAGUUGUUAAAGGCACAGUUGACUAUAGAGAGAAGAAUAACUGCAGCCGCAAAGACUUCAUGCAGUUGUUAAUGGACAUUAAAAAUGACAAGCUCAGAGACAACAGUUCUUUAACACUUGAAGAAAUCGCAGCUCAAUGUUUCGUGUUCUUUAUUGCUGGAUUUGAAACUUCCGCGUCAACUAUGACUUUUGCCUUGUAUGAGCUGUCGCGAAACCAGAAAAUGCAAGACAAAGUUCGACGGGAGAUAAAUACAGUUUUGGCAAAGUACGAAGACAGAAUUACUUAUGAAGCCAUCCAAGAGAUGGUAUACAUGGAAAUGGUGGUUAAUGAAACCUUAAGAAAAUAUCCACCAGCGCCCCAGAUCACGAGACAGUGUGUCAAAGAUUAUAAAAUUCCUAACGAAGACGUUACUAUUGAAAAGGGUACAAUGGUUUUCAUACCAAUCUUGGCGGUUCACCACGAUGAGGAAUAUUAUCCUGAACCGGAAAAAUUCGAUCCGGAGAGAUUUACUCAGGAAAAUAAGGGCAAGAGGCAUCCUUAUGCCCACAUUCCGUUUGGUGAAGGUCCUAGAAUUUGUAUAGGUGCCCGAUUUGGUAUUAUGCAGUUCAAAGUGGGUUUGACCAGUUUACUCAAAAAUUAUAAGUUUACUGUUAACAAGACAACUAUCGAACCUCUUAAAAUAAGCGCACAGGCUUCUGUUUUGGAUGCGGAUGGAGAGAUAUGGUUAAAUGUUAAGAAAAUAUGA